GGAAAUUCAGACUCUUUAACUCUUCACUGGUUGUUCUGGAUGUUCAGAUCAUCACUCCGCUCUGCAUUGCCAUGAGGGUUAAGACUACAUGGAUGGACUGAGGUCACAUUUGCCUACAAGGGUCCAGCUUUAAUUAUGGUUUUAUCUCCAUCCCAGAGACUCUGGGUGCUGGCUGCAAUGGUGGUUGGGGUGGUGAAGCUAUCCGAAACCCUGCAGAAGUGCAUCUUCGAUGAGGUUCAGGCCCAGGCCAGGGUGGUCCGAGCUGGACCCGUCCACCCAGACAGUCCACCCAACGAGCUCAGACUCAGAGCCCAGGCCGGCCAACAUCAUCCAGGACGGAGGGCAUCACCUCUGCCUGGCCUGUCAGUGGAACAGAGGAAGAGCCUGAGAAAGAGAGCCCUGCCCACUCCUGUCUCUCCACAGCCGAUCAGGAUUCGGACCUGGAUUCCAAAAGAGAGCAACAACCUAGCGGAGGCUGAGAAAGAAAGGCUAGAAGCAGCAGUGGCAGAGGCUGUGAGGAUGGUGUCUUCUUUACUGUCAGUGAACAGAGUACCGGGUCCGUUGCGGCUCACUAGAGACAUCAACAAAUACUGCAAGUUUCUCUGGAGGAAUUCAAGCACUGCCAACUACAACAGGUGUGGUCGAGCCAACAUCAGAUACAGAUCUGAGACCUGCCUGGAUGUGACGAUCCCAGAUGAUCAUCUGGCCGGAUGUGAUAUUUACCCGGAGGCUGAUUCACCUCGCAGGGCUGUUCUCCGUCCUGAAGGUGCUGGACUCCCCGACACGGACUUCCUGCUGUAUCUCCACGUGCAGGCCACUGACAAGUGCCGAACUGAGCCUAACGUGUUGGCCUACGCUGUCCACUGCCAGGCAGACGCCUGUGAACGACCUGUGGCUGGGGUGGUGAUCAUAUGCAGGGACAGACUGACAGGAGCCGCAUACAGCUACCAGACUACUGUACAGACUGUGAUCCAUGAGCUGUUUCAUGCACUUGGUUUCUCCAAAGACCUCUUCCACACCUGGAGAGACUGUUCGUCCACUUCUCAAGUGGGUGCUGGCUGUUCUCCUCGAGGCAAAGUGACUCACCCUGAUGAAUCAGGCCAGAUGAGGAUUUACACCCCGUCUGUCAUCUCAGCCCUGCAGAAGCACCUGGAGUCCGCUGACCCUGAGCUAGGGGGGCCGCUAGAGAAUCUGGGUGUACCUCCAGGCAGCGUGUCCUCACACUGGGAGUCCCGGGUCCUGCAGGGCUCCAUCAUGGCGGCUGUGCUGGGGGACUCAACCACAGUCCGGAUCGACCCGGCCACCUUGGCUGCCUUACAGGAUACGGGCUGGUAUGCCGUAGACCUGAGCCGGGCACAGAGUCUAGUCUGGGGAGACGGUGAGGGAGCCAUGUUUGGUUCCCUUUCAACCUGUCAGGACAAUUCCUCAUCCUUUUUCUGCACGGGCAGUGGAUUUGGGUGUCAUUAUCUUCACCUCCACAAGGGGGAGUGCCAGACCGAUCAAUACCUGGAGGGAUGUCGAGUGUAUAAACCUCUCAAGAAUGGAAGUGAGUGCUGGAAAGGGGAAAAUGGCAGUCAGUCAACUGAAGAGGACCUGAGUGGGGAAAUUUUUGGCUUUGACAGCCGUUGCUUCUUUUCCAACCUGACCAGACAGAACCAAAGGGAGUUUAUUUUAUUCAGCAGCUCUGUUCAGGGAUGUUGUUAUAGACAAAGGUGCACUGGACCAAACAGAUACCAAAUCCAGGUGUCUGGCUCUGAAUGGGUGGACUGUCCAGCAGGGGGGACCAUUCAGAUUAAAGGAUACCAGGGUUUAGUUUUUUGCCCUGACAGAAGGUUAUGCCUGUACGCUGACAUUACACUGCCCUCAGACGAAGUCACUACAUUUCCUUCUUCUAUCACAAGCGAUCCCAACGAGACUUUAACUUCAGGCCAGAAUGGGACCUGGUUGCCCUCCAGACCUCCUACAGAGCUUGUUGAAGCCACAGCGCUCGGCAUCACUGCUGCUGUUUGUCUCCUGGUUGCAGUCGUGGUGUCUUACAGGAAGUGUUUCCCCUUCAGGAUCAGGAUCCACACUGCCCCAGAGAAUCACACUGAUCUGUAGCAAACACUGCCAUAAAACAUUCUGACUCAGUGUUGUAUAAACUAAAUGUACUAAAUAAAGAAUGCCUUGCAAGUGUU
Messenger RNA from Micropterus dolomieu (smallmouth bass), 2177 nucleotides. Its product is annotated as leishmanolysin-like peptidase 2. Gene Ontology annotation, molecular function: metalloendopeptidase activity. The transcript has 15 exons. The record is from RefSeq and is a predicted model, not a curated record. Lineage: Eukaryota; Metazoa; Chordata; Actinopteri; Centrarchiformes; Centrarchidae. Gene Ontology annotation, cellular component: cytoplasm; membrane. Bases 136 to 2100 code for a protein of 654 amino acids. Gene Ontology annotation, biological process: cell adhesion; proteolysis.